ACCAUACCAGUUGAGCUCCUCACUUCAUAUUUCGUUUUUCCUUCGAAAAAAGAAGACCUGUAGUCCUCUUGUUCAUCCCUCUUCAAUGUCUAAAGCUUCAUCUCAUACAAUUAAGAGGCCUAGCUAGGUCCUCGAUUCCUGUUUUAGGAAGAGGAAUGAAAUACAUGCUUCUAACAGUGAGUGUAUCUUAUUUUAUGCUACUUUUCUUGCAGGCACGCAUAUUUAACGGCAAAAGAUGACACCUUCUGAAUAUAACGUUGGAGAUAGAUUUAGUCCGACUAAGGACGAACUAAUAACUCAUUUUCUAAUGCAAAAAUUACUUGGGAAUGAUCACCUAGUCAGCAGAAUCCCCCCACUUGAUGUCUACCAGCGUGAUCCCUGGGAUUUACCUUAUUCAGAUGAUGGAGAGGGAUAUUUCUUUUCUCCUCUCCAUCCUAAGUACCCCGGCACAAAUAACGGGAGAAUCAAUAGGUCAACAAGAACAGGUUCAUGGCUAGCAAAAGGAAAGGAUUAUGAGAUAACAUCUCAACAUAAUGGAGAAGUAAUUGGUAUCAGAAGAAUUUUUGUUCAUUCUUGUAAUAAAGAUGGGAUCAAGUAUGUGAUGCACGAGUUCAGUAUACCCAACCAGAAUUCUCUGGUUCUGUGUAAAGUAAUGAAGAAGAUGCCAAGUAAGAAGAGUGGAGGAACAUGUAAGAAGGUUAAAAAGAGAAAGGAGGCGGCUGAACUGCCACUGCCAAUAUGUAACGAGGAUAAUAGUACUCUAUCAUCUGGUCUAAUGAAGAAGAAGAAGAUGCCAGAUAAGAAGAGUGCAGGACCAUGUAAGAAGGUUAAAAGUUCAGAAAAGAAGGCUGAUCAUAUGCCAUAUAACGAGGAAAAUAUUACUCCAGUACCAGAUGAAGGUUUUGAUUUCGAAAACUGGAUUACCAGUGUUAUGAGUGAUUAUAAUAAUAUUAUCGAUAAUAAAGAACAGCAGACAGAAAAAUCUACAUUUGAUAAUGGCGGAACAAAUUGCCUGAAGACUUCUUCUGCUUCUGUAUACCAUGUCGCAGAUUCUACAACUCCAGAAGAUCAUCAGGGAGGCCCAGAAAUACUACCACAUCUGCAAUCAUUCUCUGGUUAUGAUCAGCAGGAUCUUAGCCUUCAUGACUUCACUCUAGAUGAUCUACCAUUGAUGCUUCCAGAGCAAGUCAACACUAGCAAUGGCCCUGCAGGAACUUCCAUGUCCGUACCGAAGGAUGAUCUUUACAUCUGGCUUGAACCUCUGUGGUCUUGACCAGUCGGUGGAGAGUGUUUCUUAGCUACACCCUCUUGUGUACUGACAAGAAACAUAAACUAGAAAAUAAAAAGUAAGAAACAAACUCUCUUUCCCCCCUAAGUUGAUUUGAUCACUGGGGUUAAUAUUAACACUAGUAAUCAGCAACCGAUUAUGUAACUUGUAGAAGUGUGUAACUAUCAUCUUCUUCGAAAACAACCUAAAUAUUUAAUCGCAUUUAAAAAUAAUAACUCAAAUAUAUUUUCAAUUAA
This is a messenger RNA of Populus nigra (black poplar), 1524 nucleotides long. RefSeq names its product NAC domain-containing protein 41-like. Gene Ontology annotation, molecular function: DNA binding. Gene Ontology annotation, biological process: regulation of DNA-templated transcription. Lineage: Eukaryota; Viridiplantae; Streptophyta; Magnoliopsida; Malpighiales; Salicaceae. Bases 236 to 1273 code for a protein of 345 amino acids. The transcript is spliced from 5 exons. The record is from RefSeq and is a predicted model, not a curated record.